ACAAGGUGGAGUAGUUUCUGCCCCUUGUAGUGAUUCCGGGUGCUCCCCAAAAAAAUCUUAAAAGUGGGAGUUGACAGCCUAAUUUGUUGCUGUGUUUUCUCUCGUCUGUUGUCAUCUAGUCUCAAACUGCAGCCAUGCCUGGGAUAGAGAAACUGCCUCUCGAAGAGACCUUGGAGGACAGCCCGCAGACCCGAUCUCUGCUGGGAGUGUUUGAGGAGGACACGGCAGUCAUGUCCAACUACUGCACCAGGCUUUAUCAGGCCAUGCAUAGAAUCUAUGACGCCCAGAAUGAGCUGAGUGCUGCAACACAUCUCACAUCCAAACUGCUAAAAGAGUAUGACAAACAGCGCUUUCCGUUAGGGGGCGACGAUGAAGUAAUGAGCUCCACCCUGCAGCAGUUUGCGAAAGUCAUCGAUGAGCUGAGCUCUUGUCACGCCGUUUUGUCAACCCAACUGGCCGAUGCCAUGAUGUUCCCCAUAACACAGUUCAAAGAGAGAGACCUGAAGGAAAUCCUAACUCUGAAGGAAGUAUUUCAAAUAUCCAGCGAUGAUCACGACACGGCCAUCAACAGAUACAGCCGCCUGUCCAAGAGGAAGGACAACGACAAGAUGCGCGCCGAGGCGGUGGAGGACGUGUACACGUCGCGCAAGAAGCAGCACCAGACUAUGAUGCACUACUUCUGCUCCCUCAACAUGCUGCAGUACAAGAAGAAGACGGCGUUGCUGGAGCCGCUGCUGGGAUACAUGCAGGCUCAGAUCAACUUCUUUAAGAUGGGCUCAGAAAACCUCAGCCAGCAGUGGGAGGACUUCUUGGCCACCAUCGGGACCAGCGUCCAGAACGUGCGUCGGGAGAUGGAGGAGGAGGUGGGCCACAUGCAGCAGACCAUCGAGCAGAUGGAGAAGUCAUGUGACCCUCUGUAUGCACCUUGCGACCCGGACCCGCUCCACUCGCCGGUGUGUCGCAACCUCACCCAGAGGCAGGGCUACCUCUAUGUUCGCAAUAAAACGGGCCUGGUGUCCACGUCGUGGGAGCGUCAGUACUUCUUCACACAAGGGGGCAACCUGAUGCAGCAGGGCCGCGCCGAAGUGGCGGGCGGCCUGGUGACCGACCUGGACAACGCCUCCGUCAUGGCGGUGGACAGUGAUGACCGCCGCUUCUGCUUCCAGAUCACAUCCUUCGACGGCAAGAAAGUGGUGACACUGCAAGCGGAAAGCAGGAAGGACUGCAAGGAGUGGAUCGCCACCAUCAACAACAUCUCCAGGCGCAUCUACCUGAGCGAGAACACAGAGGAAGUGGCAGCCAGAAUCAACCAAUUAGCCAUUGAGGCGGUGACGCCGUCGCCGUCCUUCCAGCAGAGACACGACAGCAUGCGGCCUGCCAGCAAGAGCCGCGUGGGGCGAACCGGCAGCAUCAGCUCAGUGGGCUCCGAGCCUUCGCCCGCCCUCUCUGCCCUCUCAUUGGAUGCCCUGGUUGCCCCGGAAACGCCAAUCCAGUUUGACAUCAUCUCCCCUGUCAGCGAGGAAAAUGCCAGACAUGGCAAGACAGCAGCGCAGGCUGGCAGGAGAAGUAAUCCAUUCGGCGAGUCGGGUGACAAAACAUCAGAGGACAGCGAAGACUCGAUCCUGCACCAGCUCUUCAUCGUCCGCUUCCUGGGCUCCAUGGAGGUGAAAAAUGCCGAGUCGGCGGAUGUCAUCCCCGAGACCAUGAGGCAAAUCCUGGCGGCUCGCGCCAUUCACAACAUCUUCAGGAUGACCGAGUCGCACCUGCUGGUCACCUGUGAUUGCCUCAAGCUUAUCGACCCGCAGACACAAGUGACAAGACUCACGUUCCCUCUGUCAAGCGUGCUUCAGUCGUCGUCCCAUCAGGACAACAAGAGACUCUUUGGAUUCAUCAUGCACUCUGCCAGCGGGCAUGCCGACGGACGAGCUGUCUGCUACAUCUUGGAGUCCAACGAUGACGGCGAGAAGAUUUGCGACAGCAUUGGUUUGGCUAAGCAGAUUGCCCUCCACUCUGCUCUGGACCGCAAAGCGGUGGAGAAGCGCAAGGAGCAGGACAAAGCCAAAGAGAAGCAGCAGGAGGAACUCAGCAAGCAGAGACAGAUAGAGAUGGACCUGGAAGAGCAAAGCCGCCUCAUCGCCGCCUCCAGUCGUCCCGCCAACUCCGCUGGGGCCGACGGACACUUUGUGGUACUGAGCAACAGCCAAUCAGAGGACAGCGAUGCCGGUGGGGAGGAGGGCAAGAAGAAGUGCGAGUCUGAUGCCUAGCCAUGCGCCUAAAAAGGGGUACGAAGCCUCUGCCCGUCCACCCCUCGCUCAGGAACCAACACCCACCCGUCCGGGCUGCCUGGGAAUGAAAAAAAAAAAAGAGUUAAUCACAGACUCUUUUGUUUUAGUUGAUGGUUUUUUUUUUUGUUUUUUUUAAGGAAAAAAAAAGCUUUUUAUAUUUUGGCAACUAUAGAUCUACAACAUUCGUUUCCUAUUUCUUCACAUAAUCAUUUUGUCUGCAGGUGAGUCUUAAUCUGAAAAAUCCUCCCUGGUUGUUUGUCGUUAUUCUGCACUGAUUUGAGAGCAGCCAAUGAUCACGCACUUUUGAGGCGUUUGAGCCAAGUCGCAUAUUUUACAUGAGAAAAAAUGUUGCAACCAAACAAAUGUCAUAUGAAGGAAUCAAAGUGAACCCUUGCAUAUUUGCAGUUUGGCAUUUGCUUAUUUCCAGAUAGUUUUUUUUUUUCUCGCAGUAUUCCUUGUGUGGCACCAUUAUAUAUCUUGAAAUGAGGUUCGGUGGUUGCUUGGGACAAAAGUACUGAAUUGAUACCACCUUGUGGCAUCUACAGGCAAUUACAGUCGAUUACUCACCCAUUUUCGCUAUCUAGGGCUUGGUCCGCUACACAGUGAAGCCCCGUGAGGGCAGGGAUACGUUGGAGACCCACCUGCCAUUCAAAUCUGCAAUUUAGAGCACUGACACCCAACCAGUGUGUCUGAGCACAUCUUCCACGAGAUGGCAGAAGGGACAUAAUUAACUUGUGUAUCGACCUUUUGUGAGAUUGUUUUCCAAGUUGAAGUAUGUGCCUUGGCUCAAUAAAGGUUGCAAAACACUGAUUAAGAGAAACGAUUAAAACAAA
Hippocampus comes (tiger tail seahorse) is the source of this 3118-nucleotide messenger RNA. RefSeq names its product adaptor protein, phosphotyrosine interaction, PH domain and leucine zipper containing 1 (gene appl1). The transcript has 22 exons. The record is from RefSeq and is a predicted model, not a curated record. Gene Ontology annotation, cellular component: cytoplasm; endosome membrane. Gene Ontology annotation, biological process: signaling. Gene Ontology annotation, molecular function: protein binding. Lineage: Eukaryota; Metazoa; Chordata; Actinopteri; Syngnathiformes; Syngnathidae. The coding region runs from base 135 to 2264 and encodes 709 amino acids.